Molecule: messenger RNA, 1095 nt
Organism: Coccidioides immitis RS
Lineage: Eukaryota; Fungi; Ascomycota; Eurotiomycetes; Onygenales; Onygenaceae
Product: HIT domain-containing protein
Exons: 3
Coding region: 186-827 (213 amino acids)
Biological process (GO): nucleotide metabolic process
Molecular function (GO): catalytic activity
Source: RefSeq, a predicted model, not a curated record
CUGCAAUGGGACUCGCGCACGGAACUUCGCAGGGUGCUGAAUCUUUCUGAUAUUCUACGCCUGCACACAGCCACUAGAAAUCCGGAGGGAUGCCUUACGCCACUGACUGAAGACGGGAUUAGAAUCGUUAAAUCCCAUUAUUAUAAACCUCCCAAGAGCACAUAUCCAAUAUAAGGGCCUGGAAUAUGUCCCAGUCUUCUCCUUAUUCUCCAAGUUGUCCCUUUUGUGGAAUAGCUUCCGCCCAUUCCCCUUGUCCGCCAUCCACUCCAGCCCAAAGUUUACCGACACCAAAUGAAAAUCUAUCACAAACGCAUAUAAUUCUUUCGACAAAGCAUGUACUCGCAUUUCUUGAUAUUAUGCCGCUGACGAGGGGCCAUGUGCUGGUUAUCCCGAGACGACAUUUUCAGAAUCUAGGGGAAGUGAGGGUCAACGAGGGAAGAGAGCUUGGAAAAUGGCUUCCUAUCAUCUCUAGGGUAGUUGUGAGAACAAUAUUAGGCACUCAGCCGGAUGAACGCGGCGAAGAUCCCGCACAUUGGAAUGUAGUGCAGAACAAUGGUCUCCGUGCAGCGCAAACGGUUCCCCAUGCGCAUUUCCAUAUCAUUCCGAGACCCCCUCUAGAAAGGAUGACAGCAUCCAAAACGAGUUGGGUAAUGUUUGGCCGGGGUCAGCGCGAUGAACUUGACGACGACGAAGGACAGAGACUGGCAGCUGAGUUAAGAACGGAACUUGCAAAAGAAGUCGCAAAAAUUAAGGCAACGGAGGGCAUUGACCUUGAUGAAGAUUGUUCCGAAUCAGGGCCAAACAUACCUCGAGCGGAGAAGCUGUGAUCCAUAGAGUUCUGGCUGUGUAAGACAUAUAUGGUGCCAUUCUUUGUUGUGCAUAUACCAAUGUUUGUCAUUCAGCCAAUGCUCUUUUCAUACAUUUCUAAAUUCCUUCAAGACAUUCAAUGACCUUUAAUGUUGUGUCGCGGUGCGCUUUCAAGUUGCCCCUCAAGGGGUUGAACAACUGUUGGCUUUGGGUGUGAAUCGUUGGAAGUACUAUAAUCAUCCAUUCAGUUCAAUCUCUAGACAAGAAUGGCGAAAAUUGUGCGUACCC